AUGUCAUUGAACCCACAACAACAAAACUCGGGGGACCUAGAAGAUCUGCACCGAUUCCCAUUUGAAUCUUUACAUUCCUUUUCAUUCGCACAGCAAUCGGAGGAAUUGCUUCACACUCGACAGAAUAUUCUCAAACGAUCGAUUGACUUCAUGCGCGACCGCAUGGGAUGGGCCGCUAGCAAUGCGGCUAUCGCUUAUGCGCAGGCGAACAUUACUGGAGACACGGAUAUCCAAAGUAUGAUGGACCUUUUGACUCGAGCUCAUGUCCUCGACGAGGAAUCCGCCACCCAUGGACGAGGCCCCAUCACUGGACCUGCUGAUAUUAAUGGUGACAACAUCUUUGAGCGGGCCUUCUCAGACCACAGCUCAUCUCCGGUCAGUACUCGAGACUCGACACUGGAAGCUUGGACAGGAUCCCAGGCCUUCUCCGACAGCUCCCAGUUACUGAGCCCUACUGUUUCCAAUGAUCGUAUAUCACCCUCCAGGAUGGAUCUCAAGUCGGCCCCGGCGUCCAGGCGCGUAAGCUUAAAACGUACAUAUACGGAUCUCAACUCCGCCUCCCUCAAAAACAAGCUGAUGGAAACUUUAGCGCAACCUUACACCUCUUCAGACCCAUUUGCAUCCCUAGCAUCCUCGGCCACUGGAUUGGGCUUUCCGAUUCCCGCCUUGCAUACCCAUAGCAGCAAAUGGACCCCAGUUUCCCAGGCCGUAUUCCGGACCGAAGCCCAGGCACCAUGGACUAUUCUCGCCGCUAAUGACCUCUCUUGUCUUGUAUUUGGAGUCGCUCAGAAGGAGGUCCGUCGUCUCAGUAUCCUAGAGGUCGUCCAGGAAGAGCACAGGCAAUGGCUCGAGGCCAAGCUUCGAGACCCAAGCACUGAUGCCGCAGCCCGUGCGCCACUUCAGCCAGAGCGACCAAAUAUUCGUGCUGUAAACCCGAAGUUUCGAGGCUUGGGGAAUGGGGUGACUGCGCAGUUGCUCAGUAAGCCAUCCUCGCGCGAGAAAUCCCGACGAGCACAGACCGACGAUGGUUAUGGAUCCAGUACCCGCAACCCCCGUACCAAUCACCCGGCUCAUAAAUCACGCGGCGUGUUGUUGUGUGGUGACGUCGUUCCGAUUCAAAAGCGCAAUGGCACUAAGGGAUCCGCUAGCGUGUGGGUCAUGGAAAAGCGCGGUGGUCUGAUCUGGGUGCUCGAGGAGAUCACGGAGAACGCAGCAUCGAUCGAGUGUGAUGAGAGCUGGCGUGUUGUUAAUGUCCGAGGAGAUGUUGAUAGGAUCUGGGGCCCAGCUGUAGUCCGCACCGGUCAGUCGAUUACGGAGCUGUUACCUCGUCUGCCAUCCGAGUCCCUGGCAACCACUCCAGAGAAAGGGAUGCCUCGAAUUGUGGAUCUAAGACAUUUCGCGGCAAAUACAGCUGCGGGUGUUUGUAUCCCAGUGACGGUGAACAAGUUGGAAGGUCCUCGUACGAUACAAGUAUCCAGUUUCCCACAUGUUGCAGGCAUGAUGGUGCUGUCCUCGUCUUCACUAAAUGUGAUAAGUUCGAAUUCAGUCUUCUCUUCUGCUCUCUUUGGCCAAGACCGCCCCGAGGGGCGAAAUAUUACCGAGCUGAUUCCAGGCUUUGAUGAGAUUUUGGAUGUGUUAACCGAGGAGGACAACGUGCCAUUGGUCGAUGGAAUCGUCAUCCCCGAACACAGUUUCCGCCGUGCGCGCACGCUGUCUAUUCUUCGCGAUGGAAAAGCCAAUGCCGCAUCAGUUUUCACAGAGCCUAGUGGCUUGUUAGCGAAACACCGAGAUGGCUCCACGAUCGUUGUGGAUGUCCAGCUACGUGUUGUCAAAAGCGGAACCUUCUUCACCCGAGAACAGGCCGAGAAGCUUCACGAAGAACGAUCGAGCGACUCCGAGGAUAGCGAUGACACAAUCGCGGUCACAGAGCUGGUCUAUGCCUUGUGGGUCACUUACUCACGGCAGAUCCAUGCUGCCGGACCCGCCACCAACAUCUCAUCCUCCUCACUGUCUUCUUCAAAACCUAACUCCCCUAGCAGUGCCCCCAUCUCUACAUCUGACGAUACGACGGGUCACAGCACAAACCAGACAUCCGUGGAAAUCCAUGCACCAAGCUCAACACUAAGCCAGCAGCUUAGCGAGGCUGCCUCCGAACCGCUCACAGAUCAGCCUGUACAACCUGUUCCUGAAGUUACGCCUGGCAGUAGCAAGAAGGAGAUUCCUCAGAAGCGAACCAUCAAUGACUACGUGAUUCUGGAAGAGAUGGGCCAAGGCGCAUAUGGACAGGUCAAAUUAGCGCGGCUCAAGAAAUCGCCCGGCGACGACAAGAUGGUUCUCAAAUACGUCACAAAGAAGCGGAUUUUGGUCGAUACUUGGACUCGUGAUCGUCGACUGGGGACGGUGCCACUGGAGAUUCAUGUCCUCGACUUCCUCCGCCGCGAUGGAUACAAGCAUCCCAACAUUGUGGAGAUGAACGGGUUCUUCGAGGAUGACAUCAACUAUUACAUUGAGAUGAUCCCUCACGGGCUCCCGGGGAUGGAUCUUUUCGACUACAUCGAGCUCAAAGCCAACAUGGAUGAAUCCGAAUGUCGUAGCAUUUUCCGACAAGUUGUCAGCGCUAUCCAUCAUCUGCACACCAAGGCUUUGGUAGUGCAUCGAGACAUCAAGGAUGAGAAUGUUGUUCUUGAUGGAGAAGGUCGAAUCAAGUUGAUCGAUUUUGGCAGUGCUGCUUACAUUAAGAAUGGCCCGUUUGAUGUUUUCGUGGGCACUAUUGAUUAUGCUGCGCCUGAGGUUCUACAAGCGAAAUCAUAUCGAGGCAAAGAGCAGGAUAUCUGGGCGCUUGGAAUCCUGCUCUAUACCAUUGUCUACAAAGAGAAUCCCUUCUACAACGUCGACGAAAUUCUUGACCAUCCUCUUCGAAUCCCAUUCCUUCCUUUCUCCGAAGACUGUAUCGAUCUUAUUCGCAAGAUGCUUGAUCGGGAUGUUGAUAAUCGGUUGACGAUCACGGAAGUGGUUGAACACCCUUGGAUGGUCGAGGAGUGA
Molecule: messenger RNA, 3042 nt
Organism: Penicillium malachiteum
Lineage: Eukaryota; Fungi; Ascomycota; Eurotiomycetes; Eurotiales; Aspergillaceae
Product: serine/threonine-protein kinase
Exons: 2
Coding region: 1-3042 (1013 amino acids)
Biological process (GO): intracellular signal transduction; protein phosphorylation; negative regulation of glycogen biosynthetic process
Cellular component (GO): cytoplasm; cytosol; nucleus
Molecular function (GO): ATP binding; protein serine/threonine kinase activity
Source: RefSeq, a predicted model, not a curated record